This is a messenger RNA of Cylindrotheca closterium, 3444 nucleotides long. The record is from the annotation of a GenBank genome assembly. Lineage: Eukaryota; Bacillariophyta; Bacillariophyceae; Bacillariales; Bacillariaceae.
AUGGAAUCAAGUAUCCUUGUUGUCGGUCUGUUCCUUGUGCUUGCACAAGCAGUUUCUGGGACACGCCAGUUGCAACAACCGCAGCAAUGUGAUUCAUGCGCGCCUCCUAUUUCGUUUGAUCCAUCUGUUCACAAGCUAGUUUACAAGAUUGCGCUGCAGCCGUCUGUGAAUCUACCACUAAUGAGAAGCUUGAACGUCACUUUCGAGGACUACCUCACAGCUACCGCCGGCAAACGUUUUGACCCACCUAUCCAGUUUGAAGUCGUGACCAUCACCAAUAGUCUUGCCUAUGACCUGAUGAAAAGCCAGGAGAUUGACUUCGUUUUUAUCAAUCCUUUUCAAAGCACAUGUUUGGAGGAGGAAUUCGGAGCCCAAGCGAUUGCAUCGUCCGUCAGAACUACUUCUUUUGGUGGCCAGAAGCUGGCCUUGGCCCAUUUUGCUGGGAUGGUCAUUACACACGUUGACAACAACGACAUCAAUACAUUGGCUGACCUGAAGGAUAAGGUUGUCGCGGCCGUAUCUCCAGCAGCACUGGGCGGACCAUUAGUGCAAUGGCAUGAGAUGCAAAAGAAUGGAAUGUCGUACCUCAACGACCCAGCGGCCAUCGUCUUCACCAGGUCGAUGGUGAGAAGCAUUAACGGAGUGAUCGACAAGACAUAUGACGUGGGGUUCAUCAGAACGAACUUUAUGGAAUCAUUGAAAGAACGGAAUCCAGGUCUCAAUACCUCAGCAGUCAAGGUCGUCGGGAUCCGCAAGGACGAAGGCACCGUUGAUGAAGCAUUUCCGCUAGAGCACUCCACUUCCAUCAUACCAGAGUGGCGGCUUUCUGCGGCCCCAUCUACGCCCGCUAGUAUCUCCAAGGAAGUCCAAGCAGCGUUGUUGGCGCUCAAGGAGCACGGCAGGACCGGUUUGGCAAGGUCAGCUUGCCUGGAUGCCAACGGGAACAACACUGCGCAAUGUGACGAUCUCUCGGAUAUUGACUCACAAGUCUUAUGUGAGGCCAAUAUUGAAUCUGUCUCAGCUGCUGAAAGCGUGGUGUCAGCGAAAGAGCACAAUACCUUCAGAACACCUCUGUCCUUUCACAGAAUUCGAAAGAUGGCGCUCGAUCUUGGGUCCAUUCUGGAGGAUCCAACUUCAGAUUCGCUCAAGUGCUUCAGACCUUCUGAGUUUUACGACCAAAUCGUCUGCCAAAAUGGUCUCUUCAAGCUUUCACCUGAUGCCUUGGCUGCCUCAUGUAACACAACAGGGUACUCUUGUCCAGAUGGUAGGGAGUGUAUCUGCAAGCCCUGCUUCAAGGCUUUGGCGAUAGAGGUGGCUCCAACAGACCAAUACGCUGCUGGAUCUGGCUGUACCAAGAUGAGUAUAUGCUCCACGAUUGUCCAAAACGAAGUCAUUCAAUACACCGUGGUUGAUAACCAACAGCUGGAGGGUGGUCGAAAUCUGCGGGCAAAGACCCUUGAAGACGGUACUGACACAGAAAUUGCAAUCGAACAAGGGCCCAUUCCACACACGUAUUCGUUUUCUCUGAGUACUCCAAGAGUUGGCAUUUUUAUCCUGGAGAUUUAUGACGGCGAUGAACAGAUUGAUGCAUCUCCGUUGCGUGUUCGGGUAGACUAUCGUACUUGCUCCGGUGACAAAGAAGCGAGCGAGGAUGGAGUUUGCGAAUGCAAAGCCUCAUCAAUUGACAUAGGUGGAACUUGUGUGCCAAUAUGGCUUGCAGUGCUUGUCGCUCUAUCACCGAUAGCCAUUGUUGUUGCGAUUGCGGUUUACUUUUUCGUGAAGAGAAAGGAACGAGAGGCCAACAGUCUGUGGAUUGUGAAACGGUCAGACCUAAAGUUCAGCGAUCCUCCUGCCGUGCUUGGGCACGGAUCUUUUGGAUUUGUCUUACAGGCUGAAUAUCGCGGAUCAAAGGUAGCAGUCAAGCGAGCUCUUCUUCCGUCGUCAAAAGGGGACUCCAGUAGUACAGACAAUGUCCAAUUCGGGACACCGUUGAAGCGUAUUGGGUCACGGGACUCGUCGCUACCAUUGGCAAGCACUGACGAGGAUGACAGCACCGACUCUUCCCAUAGAAAGACUUCUCGGUUGACAAAUAGCAUUGAUUUGGAGACUGGAGGAAAAAAGAUGCCCCCACAAUCCCAACCGUCAGCACAUGGCGCCGUCAUCGACGGGAGCGAACCGAUGCUCGUCAUGGAACUCAUGGAGCAUGGGUCUCUCUAUGAAGUUUUGCAGAAUCCUACCACUGCAUUGGAGUCUGAUCUCAUUUUGCAUAUCAUCCAAGACAUCGCUCAAGGAAUUCGUUUUUUACAUUCGUCCAACCCACCUCUCAUUCAUGGUGACUUGAAGUCAGGCAAUAUUCUGAUUGAUUCGAAGUUUCGAGCCAAGCUGGCUGACUUUGGAAUGGUCAAGCAAAGUUCAAAGGCAGCCACUGGCACACCCCCAUGGAUGGCACCAGAAAUCCUCUCCGGCAAGUCGUCCAAUACAACCAAGUCAGAUAUGUACUCGAUUGGUGUGAUCAUCAAUGAGAUAGUCUCGAGGAAGGAACCUUACCAUGCCGCAACGGAUGACUUAUCUGUGAUUUUGAAUGGAGUCACAGAUCCAAAGGUGAACCGUCGACCAGAGAUCCCCUCAUUUUGUCCUGUGAAGGUCAAGAAGCUAAUCAUGUUCUUGUGGCAUGCUGACCCCAAGCUACGCCCUACAGCCACCGAGUUGAAUAAUCGGUUGGAUGAUUUGAAUGAGCAAGUUUUUGCGGCUUGUGGGCCUAAAAAGACAUCGCGUCUUACACGAGUGGUUCCAACGGGAGACCAAGAUGAUUUCUUGUAUCAAGCAUUCCCCCGGCAUAUAGCAGAUGUGUUGAGAUCUGGCGGCAAGGUCGAGCCAGAACCACACAACGACGUAUCCAUCUGCUUUUCGGAUAUUGUAGGCUUUACUACGAUUGCUUCGAAGCUUGACCCAUUGAAGGUGUCCAGUUUGUUGGACCGUCUGUACUUGAAGUUUGAUGAGGUGACUAGGAAGUACGACCUGUUCAAGGUUGAAACGGUCGGUGAUGCAUACAUGUGUGCUGGCAAUCUAGCCAAUGAUCAGCAUGAAGACCAUGUGCGUCGGAUUGCUUUGUUUGCUACCGGUAUUUGCAAGGCUGCGUCAGAGACAUUGAUUGACGAGGAUGAUCCUUCUGUUGGUUAUACGAAAAUUCGAGUUGGGUUCCAUUGUGGUCCUGUUGUGAGCAAUGUUGUGGGAUCACUGAAUCCUCGUUAUGGGGUGUUUGGAGAUACUGUGAAUGUCGCAGCAAGAAUGGAAACCACAUCUGCGGCUGGGCGAGUCCAUUGCAGUGAAUUAAGCGCGAAGAGGUUGAUGGAUGACGCACCAGAUCUCUUGGUGAAGGCUCGUGGUGCAACACUGAUCAAGGGUCGUGGCCGAAUGAUGACAUAUUGGGUAUCUGAAAUUUGA